Salvelinus fontinalis (brook trout) is the source of this 1698-nucleotide messenger RNA. Its product is annotated as period circadian protein homolog 2-like. NCBI's taxonomy places the organism in Eukaryota, Metazoa, Chordata, Actinopteri, Salmoniformes, Salmonidae. Gene Ontology annotation, cellular component: nucleus; cytoplasm. Gene Ontology annotation, molecular function: transcription corepressor binding; transcription cis-regulatory region binding. The record is from RefSeq and is a predicted model, not a curated record. Gene Ontology annotation, biological process: negative regulation of transcription by RNA polymerase II; circadian regulation of gene expression; entrainment of circadian clock by photoperiod.
AUGGUGUACAAUGCUAAGUUUGUAGAGUUCCUGACCCCUCAGGAUGUCAGUGUGUUCUACAGCUUCACCACACCCUACCGCCUGCCCUCCUGGAGUAUGUGCACUGGCACGGAAUCGUCUCCCACAGAGUGCAUGCAGGUGAAAUCCUUCUUCUACUUUCUGCAGUACGUGGAACAGCUUUUUGACCACUCAAACCGGUUCUGUGCGCGGAAUGGCGAGUAUGUCAUCAUAGAUGCCAGCUGGUCCAGCUUCCUCAACCCCUGGAGCCGCACGGUCUCCUUUGACAUCGGCAGGCACAAAGUCUGCAUGGGUCCGGUAAAUGAAGACGUGUUUGCAGUUCCUAUCGUCACAGAUGGGAAGUUAAUGGACUCUGACAUCCAGGAGAUAACUGAGGGGAUCCACAGACUUCUCCUACAACCGGUCCACAACAUGGGCUCCAGUGGUUACGGUAGCCAUGGCAGCAAUGGUUUCCACGAGCAGCUGCUGAGUAUGGGGUGGCCUAGCGAGACCAACGGGAACGCCCUUGAGAACAGGAUUAUAGUUGAGGAACCAGGCAAAUCCAAGCUGCAGCUGAAGAGUCCUGUGAUGUUUCUGAAGGACUCAGCGGUGCCCCCUCUGCUGGUCAAGGACAUUACUGCUACUGCUGCUACCAGUGUGAAGGAGGUCACCUAUAGCGACGAGAAUGUCUACUCCUACCAGCAGAUCACCUGUCUGGACAGUGUCUGCAGGUCUCACAGGGCCCCUAAGAAGCUUUCCUCUGGCGCCGCCCCGGUGGUGGGGGGGCCCCUGGCUCUGCCCAGCAAGGCUGAGAGCGUGGUGUCAAUCACCAGUCAUUGUAGCUAUAGCAGCACCAUUGUCCAUGUAGGAGACAAGAAACGCCAGGCAGAAUCUAGUGAGCAUACACACACACACUGUAGAUUGCUGAGUCCCGCCCCUCCACCACUGCCAGUCAGUGUGGUAUCCCCGCCCACCCAGGAGAAGGAGGCCUAUAAGAGGCUGAGGCUGACCAAGCAGGUGUUGUCAGCGCACACCAAGGAGGAGCAAGCCUUUCUUGCCCGCUGUAAGGAACUUUGCAACGCCAGAACCUUCCAGAAAGACUGCUCCACGUACCUCCACAGACCGAGAGGUCUGACCAACACCCAGGAAGCCGCAGGUAGCGGGAACGGCCUGAAACGGAUGCCCUGGUCCCCAUUUGAAGCCUCCCAGUCCCAGGCCUUCUCUGGACCCUACCCUGCCAUGGUGCCAGGCUACCCCUGUCUAGGCUACCCUGCUGCCCCUACCGCCCCUGCCCAGAUCACUCGCCCUGACCCCACUGUCUCCACUGGCUUUGGGGAGGGCCAGAGCAGCCAGGCUCCACCCACUGCUACGCCAUACAAUGCCCCCAUCGUCACCCCCCUUGUGCCCAACUACCUAUUCCCUCAGAUGGGACAAAUGGGACAAAUAGGACAGCUUAGUAAAAUGGGACAGAUAGGACAGAUUGGUCAAAUAGCCGCAGCACCUUCUUUCCUGAGCAGCCCGCCUGCCAGCCCCAACCCACCCACCUUUCCCAGGACAGAUGGCCUACACAACCCAACAGGCCUUCCCGUGCUAGCCCUCCUUCCCAGUGCAGGCUCAGUUUGUCCCCCAGUAUUCCUACCCCACCGAAGCCUUCCCCUUCGGCCAAAGCCCCGGCCAUCAGUUCUUAUCAAGCCAUACUAA